AUGAACAACGAGCUAAGACUCGUUGAUUGGUCCUACGUGUAUAAUAACAGCAAUGUGAACUCAGCUUGGACUUACAUGAAGACAAUAAUAACUGGCAUAUACCUAAAAUAUGCUCCAGUUAUUUCAAAGCGAGUUAAAGGUAAACCAGCACCAUGGUUGACGGUCGAAGUCAAACAGCUUAUGAACGAGCGGGAUAGUUUACUUCGUAAAUAUCGUAGGACCAGCAAUGACGAGGACUUUCAUGCGUAUAAACUAAAGCGUAAUAAGGUGAAUACUUUGUUGCGUCAAGCGAAGUCCUCGUAUAACAAAAAUCUGUUGGAAGAAAAUUCGAAGACUCCUGAGUCAUUUUGGAAAAUAAUUAAAUCAAUUUACCCAGUUAAAUCAACAGGCAAAAAUACGAGUCUAUCAUUUGAAAUUGACGGCGAGAUGUCAGCUGAUGCAUCGAAAAUUUCAAACGCUUUUUGCUCGUAUUUUAAUAACAUUGUUGCCACUUUGAAGCAGAAAGCUUUUCCACUGCGUAAUCUAGUUUGGAGAAACCCUAUAAACAUUAAUUUUUUCUGUGUUGGUGUAGUGUACUCAGGUGAAUAUGAUAUUUGUGGUGUUACUCUGAGUGUAUAUCCACACCGAGCGAGCUUGAAAAAUAUGCCCGGCCACGGUGGGAUAUACACUCAGAGUAACACCACAAAUAUCAUAUUCACCUGAGUACACUACACCAACACAGAAAAAAUUCAUAUUACUAGAAUACAUUGGUAUCGAAGGAACUAGAUUCUGUUCCGAAAUAUCACUUACUCGAACCGUCCUGACCGCGUAGCUCAGUUGGAAGAGCAUUGGGCUAGUAUCCAAAGGUCGUAGGUUCGAAUCCCACCGUGGCCGGGCAUAUUUUUCAAGCUCGCUCGGUGUGGAUAUAUACUCAGAGUAACACCACAAAUAUCCUAUAAACAUUGGUAAAAAGACGGAGAAAGUUUUCAAGGGUCGAAAUGUUUCCAUUUUGGGAGUGGAAAGACAGCUGAAAUCGCUUAAAUCUACUAAAUGUACGGGUUGUGACAAUUUACCACCAAGAUUAUUGAAAGAAUCAGCUUCUACCAUUGCUCCACCGCUUAUACCCAUAUAAUAAAUUUGUCAAUGCAGUCUGGUCUGAUUCCAUCCGAAUGGAAAUCGGCAAAGAUUAUACCAAUUCACAAAUCGGGUCCGAGAUCGAGUUUUGAUAACUAUCGCCCAAUUUCAGUUCUCCCAGCAAUAUCGAAAGUAAUGGAGACCAUCAUUCACCGUCAGGUUAUGAAUUUUUUGAAUGAAAAUAAACUAUUAUCGCAAAAUCAAUUUGGCUUCAGACCAAAAAUGUCUACCGAGUUGGCGGCGGUGAAGUUUAUCGCUGAAAUUCGUAUGAGUGUUGAUAAAGGCAAUUUGGUUGGAGCUGUAUUUAUUGAUUUGACUAAGGCAUUCUACACGAUUAGCCACUCUAAGCUGCUAAGUAAGCUACCCCAGUAUGGCAUAAAUGGAACUGAACUAGAUUGGUUUAAAGAUUAUUUGUUUAGACGGGCAGCUUGCGUUUCAUACAAUAACCAUAUUUCUCAGCAAUGUUAUCUUCGGUCCGGUGUCCCACAAGGGUCAAUACUAGGCCCUUUACUGUUUUUGAUAUCAUUUAAUGACAUUGUCGAUCUAAUUGAACAAUCCAGAAUAGUAAAAUAUGCCGUCGAUGUUGUUUUGUAUGUAGAGGAUAAGAAUAUGGAGUCAAUCAAAUCAAAACUGACGAACGAUUUGGCCAAUGUUGCGGUCUGGUUGGAUGAAAAUGAUCUGAUUAUCAAUUACUUCAAUGAAGGGAAAACCGAAGCAUUACUAUUUGGAACAGCUAAGCGUAUAUGCAAAUCAAACGAGUCUUUGUCUAUACCGUAUGGAAAUACAGUUGUUAAUCUCACAAAGAAAUACCAGUAUCUUGGUGUUGAAGUUGACUCCACAUUAAAUCUUAACACUCAUUUUGAUGCUUGUUUUAAACGUGCAUCAACAAGGUUACGUCUACUAUCCAAAAUUAGAGAUAAUUCAAACGUGGACUCGGCGAGAACGAUUUAUCAGUCAAUGAUCACACCGCUUUUGACAUACUGUGGAAUUUUGAAUCUUAAAUUAACGUCAACACAACUGCAUAAAUUAGCUUCUUUUCGGGAACGAGCCAAUAAAGUUAUUUUUAAUGAUUUUCGACCUGAUACAGAGCUCCCAUCGAUUAUGGAUUUAAGGAAGAAGCGUGCCUGUGAAAUA
Molecule: messenger RNA, 2247 nt
Organism: Paramuricea clavata
Lineage: Eukaryota; Metazoa; Cnidaria; Anthozoa; Malacalcyonacea; Plexauridae
Source: the annotation of a GenBank genome assembly